AUGUUGCUCCUCUCCGCCGAGGUGUCCCCCAACCAACCACUCCAUAACCCCGACUCCCUGUUCCCGUGUUGUGUUUUUGAUCUCGCCUCGUAUUUGUCACUGGGCAGGGGGGGGAGAGGAGUGCUAAGAGUUCCGGCACGUCUGUGUUUGGCAGUCACUCUGUGGAGAUUUUCUGCGCCGACGACGUUGCUACGCGAUCGCCUGUUCUGGGGCAUGGGGGAGACACUCGUAUGCGAGGUGUUCAAUGUCACCAUUGAGGCAAUAUACGAUCGAUGGGGACACCUUGUGCGGGAUUCGCAGGUCGAUGCUAUUCUUCCCAAGAUAGACGACUUCUGUGAAGCAAUAUCUAGCCGCGGCUCGCCCCUUCUACGUUGUUGGGGCUUCCUCAGUGGCACAAUCCGAAAAAUCUGCAGUUCUGGUCGUUGGCAACGUCUGUACUAUAAUAAUGGAUGGAAACGUCCCCAUGCCCUCAAGUAUCAGGCAGUAGAUGCUCCGGACGGUUUCCUUCGCCAGCUUUGGGGUCCUGCCCUCGGUCGCCGCCACGAUGUAGCGCUACUCGGGGAGAGCGACCUGCUUGCUGUGUUGAUGCAAUCGUUCAAUGAUGCGCAGGGAGAGCCGUCCUACCUGCACGGUGAUCCGGCGUACCAGAACUCGCCGUGGUUGAUGUCGCCAUAUCGGGGUUUGUUAACCCCUGAGGAAGCUGGCUUCAAUUCCGCCAUGAGCAGUGUUAGGGUUACGGUGGAAUGGGGGUUCGGUCGAGUCGUCGCCCAGUGGCCCUACGUAGACUACCACAAGAAGCAGCAGGUCGGUCUAAGCGCGUGUGACCUCGGCAAGCAGUAUUCUGUCGCCGGCAUUCUCACCAAUUGCCGUUGCUGCUUCUACCCAAACUCGACGGCACAGUACUUUGACCCCCAACCCCCGUCCCUCGAGGAAUAGAGAGAGGG
Molecule: messenger RNA, 944 nt
Organism: Ectocarpus sp. CCAP 1310/34
Lineage: Eukaryota; Phaeophyceae; Ectocarpales; Ectocarpaceae
Source: the annotation of a GenBank genome assembly